Manis pentadactyla (Chinese pangolin) is the source of this 2141-nucleotide messenger RNA. It is a transcript of the gene CD48, whose product is annotated as CD48 molecule. The transcript is spliced from 4 exons. Bases 138 to 866 code for a protein of 242 amino acids. The record is from RefSeq and is a predicted model, not a curated record. Lineage: Eukaryota; Metazoa; Chordata; Mammalia; Pholidota; Manidae.
UGCUGACUGGUGACACACUGUCAGUGGGUGUUUUCCUCUAAGCCUGGGCCAUGAAUUUGAGGGCGCUGGAGUCCUCAGUCCUCGCCUAGCCUGGCUCUGGCCAGUCUCCAGCAUUCCUGGGCAGCUUGGAGAGUAGCAUGCGUUCCAAAAGGUGUGACGAGCGCCUGGCUCUGAAAUUUCUACUGCGGCUUCACUUGUUCCUGGCAACGAGCACUCAAGGUCAUUCAGAACGACUGGUGACUGCCCUCUCUGGCAGCAACGUGAGCCUGCAAAUCCACAAUCUGCCUAAAAACUACCAACAACUCACCUGGUUUUACACUACUAACCAGAAGAUUGUAGAAUGGGAGUUCAACAAGACUAAUUACUUCAAUUUUAAAUUUAAGGACAGGGUCAUGCUUGACCAUCAAAGUUUUGCACUGUACAUCUAUAAGGUGCAGAAAGAGGACAGCAGCACCUACCUGGUGAGGGUGUUGAAGGAGGCUGGGGACGAGGAGGAAUGGAAGGUCACCCUGCAGGUGUUCGAUCCUGUACCCAAGCCUGCCAUAAAAAUCGAGAAUACACGAGAAGUGGACAAUAACUGUGAUCUGAAGCUGUCGUGUGCGGUUCCAGAGCAGUCUGUGCGCUACACCUGGUAUGGGGACUCAGGGCCCGUUUUAAAAGACCUUCAAAGUGCUGUGCUUGAAGUCACUGUUACACCGUCGAAUUACUCCAGGUUUUACACCUGCGAAAUCAGCAAUCCUGUGAGCAGCGAGAAUGACACCGUUUACUUCACAUUACCUUGUAAACUGGCUCGAUCGUCUGGAGUGUCCUGGACUGCAGCGCGGCUAAUGGUCCUGGUACUCAUCGUUGGCCCUAUGUUGACCUGAAAUGAGCUCUUCUAACUCAAGAGUGAAACUUGACGACAGGAUCUUGCCUUCAUCAGUAAUUAUACUCUAAGCCAGGGCAGUAGCUCUGGCUACAGGGGAUGCGGGAGUGCGUUUUGAGGCAUUUACAAGGAUUUUCUAAUGAACUUUCUAAAAACCAUGCUUAAGAUUUUAUUUUACAUCCCUUAGUUGUUUUCCAACUAUAACAAGUAUAUAGAUACACAUACUUCCCACCAGAAAAAUAUGACAUCAUAAAAUGCUUUCUUGUUUAAAUAAAUAUUUGGAAUUAGUGUCUAAGUGGAUCCCUGAAGCCGCCCCACAUCUGUUGGACAAAUGCCGACGGCACUAGCCUGGACACACCAGAACAUGGAGACACACAUGAGAAGAGCCUGGAACCAGCGGCUCCCGAGCGGCUCCCCUUUCAUCUUGCUGGGGCCAAGCAACUAUUUUUAGCCAAUAGAAAAUGGGUGGAAUUGAGGUGACAGGAAGUCAGGGAUCCUGAGAAGUGGAACCACAUAACGUAAGGAGCCUGGGUCCAAGCCGUUGCUUGGAAGGCAUCUGCCUGAUCUACAUUGGUCUUACAUAAUAAGAAAGUUUGGGUUUUGUUUGGUACCACAGGACAGCCUGGACCCCCGAAGACACCCACCGCCUCCUUCGGCCCCAUCUGCAGCCCCAUUCCAGCGUCCCCUCUGAUCAGCUUGCAUCCUGCAGUUGGCCUGUCUGAGUCUUCUUUGUGUAUGCACGUCUUUCCAUUUUUCCCUCACUUUUUCUUGGCAGAGGGGUUUUCUUGGCACAGACACACCAACACACACACAGAAGAAUGGAAUAAAAAGGCAUUUCUGGGGAAAGCAGUAAGAAGAAAGAAAUGUCACUUUAUAACACGAAUAAGCCUAUUCCUUGGUUGCUAAGGAGCAGACACACCUCUCCAGGCUUCGUGUUACUAUUGGUUCUAGCUGGGAACCUGAAACAAAUCCCACCUUAAAAUCCCUGGUUUCUGGGACCAGCUGUUGCCUGCCUCUCCCAUCCCUCGAGGCAGUGCCAGACACAUAACCUGUGGGGCUCAGCGCAAAAUGAAAAUGUGUAUGUCAACUAAACGUCAGUAAAAAAUAAAUAAAAUAAAUGUGUUCAAAAAGGAGGUAAAAUGCCAUUAAAUGUUCUAAAAUAUGAAACCUUUUCCUUCUGCAGCCUUUCUUUAUUAGGGAUGUUUUAAAAAUGUUUAAUUUUAUUACUAUUUAAAGUUCUAAGUGAAGAAAAAUAAAAAAUUUUCAUUACUAUGAA